This is a messenger RNA of Symbiodinium sp. CCMP2592, 1950 nucleotides long. NCBI's taxonomy places the organism in Eukaryota, Dinophyceae, Suessiales, Symbiodiniaceae. The record is from the annotation of a GenBank genome assembly.
AUGGCGCUGCUCUCCCGGCUCUUGGCUGCGCCAUCCCGCCUCGGCCUACGUCAUGCGGUGACCGUGCCUGUCAGGCGUGGCUUCCGCAAGUAUGAGCACAACCUGGAAUGGCACAAAAGCCUGGCGCAGCUCUACGAGCGAACCACCGUGUCCGAUGACAGUGUGCUUGUAGCAUCGCCGUACGAGUACGAGGCAGACGCGCGGGAGACCCCCUUUCUUCGGGAAGGACGAGGAUUCGUGGGCCAAGCAAUGAAGUAUUCCAUGUUCCACAGCCACGAGGAGCUUUGGGAGGAGAUUGAGAAUCAUCGCCAUCGAGGUCAGGUCCAGCUCUUCAACGAGGUGCUGGAGGAGAGCAGACCUCGUUGCUUGUACUUUGACCUCGACGGUGAUGCGGCAUACAACGGUUCUCAUGCGAGCCUUAUCAAAUUGCUGCAUCUCUUCGUGCGGCUCUACUUCCGCGGAGACGAGCUUGGAUGGAACAUCGAGGAGCCGGAGCCAGUGGUGCUGACAUCAUGCCGCCCCGAUAAGUACUCCUGCCACGUGCUGUUUCCGCAGAUCCAAUUCGCCAACUAUGCGCAUCAGAAUCAGUACCUCCCCGGCCUGCUGCGAUUAGCACAGGAGGCGACGGUCGACUUGGAGGGCCAGGGCACACGGCACAUCUUGAAAGACGUCCUGGACGCAGCGGUUUACAAGAAGCUGCAGCUCUUGCGCGGGCCGUGGGCUUGCAAGCUCAAAGGCGGGAACAUCGACACGGCAACGAGACUGGAGCCGGAGGAGCCAUACGGGGGUGAUGACCUCACGUGCUUUGCGAGUUAUGUGCAACCCGAUUAUGCUCUUGAGCUGCCCAGCAUGGAUGAAAUUGUGGAGCGGAACCCACUUGUCGGACGGAUUCUGGAGGACUCAGCCGCUUCUUCCUUUCUCAGAAGAGAGGACACCAGUAUUUUCAGCCCGGACUUUCAGACGCAGUCAGGGCCGAAGUUCUUGGAUUUGGCGGGCCUCACCCAACUCGAAAGGUAUGAGACCUGUAUGGAGCUGCUCCAGCCUGAGCGGGCAUGCGAUUGGUGGAGCUGGUUUCGCGUCUCCGGCGUAACAAGUACCAUGCUGGACAAGUACCACGACAACGACGUGGCACGCCAGCGGAUCUGGGACGCCCACUGCAGGUGGUCCAGCCAGUAUCCCCACUUCUGCGAGCAGGAGAACUUCGAAGUUGUCAUGAAGGCUCAGGAGCGAAGGACGCCUGGCGUCAAGCUCUUGGUGGAGGUGUUUGCUUUGGAAGGAGCCCUGGAAGGAGCAUCGGAAGGCAGCAGCGACAGCCUUUGCGCUGGCGUCGUGCAGUCUCUUCUUGAAGCUGCCGACUGGCCGGCAAGCCACUGCCUGACUCCUCACCGCGUGCGCAGCGGCGCGCCAGUGAUCCAUUGGAGGCUGGUACCCCGCGAUGGGGCCAUCGGAGCUCUUGAUCAGGGCGAGGAAAGGCACGCAGACUCGAAUCUUCGUUCGCUGGCGUGCGGCUCAACAGAUCUAUGGCGCGUUCCAGACCACUGCCCAAGCGAUGAUGCCCUUCGCCACCAUGCGCAGCUCUCAGACGACAUCGGGCACUUGAAAAAUCCCGAAGAUGCCACCGGGGUCAAUCCAAGAUUACGAGGAGGAGCGUCCUCAUCAAGAAUAAGCCAUAUCCCCGAUCUUGAGCCGCUGGCGCCAGUACACGAGGAGGCCGAGGCAGUGGGCGAGCUCUCCGGAAGCGAAGGGAAGGAGUCGAAACUCGCAGAGCUGGCGGAGGUCGAUCUCGAAGAAGUCCCUGAGGAUGCCGGGCAAAGUACAGCUGCAGCGCGCAGCCUGGGCGAGGACGACUCGCAGGUUCGCUUCGAGGCGGAAGAUCCCGUGGAAGACCAGCAUCUCAAGGAGCAUCCGAGCGUCCAGCCUGCAGCUCCGAAAUGUGGAGUCCGGUUCUGA